This is a messenger RNA of Paramecium octaurelia, 974 nucleotides long. Lineage: Eukaryota; Ciliophora; Oligohymenophorea; Peniculida; Parameciidae. The record is from the annotation of a GenBank genome assembly.
AUGAAUUAAAUUAUUACAUCCAACUUUCCAUCCUUCAUUUUUGAUAAGCAAUUCAAGGCUCUCCAAUUCUCAUCACCCUAUUAACAAAUUAGUUAGAUUUAUGAUAGAUUUCUGCAUUGUCCUGAUAAUCUCCGCAUGAUGCUUAAGAUAAUCCCUUAGACAGAUGAAAAUUAGCCAAAUAUUUAAUAUGAUGAUAAAAUUUAAAGAAUCUUCUUUGUUGACUUUAUUAAUUCAAGUUAACAGUAGGAUCAAAUUGAUUUUAAAUUCAUAAUCCCUCUUAAUUAAAUUUAUAAUAACUUAUUUCUUAUGCCAUUGGUUUCAUUCAACAUAGAAAUCAAUCUAAAAUACGGAUAGGCUUUGUACCUAGCCAAUUCUCAAUGUGAUUGGGUUGUAGACAAAAUGUGUCGGAUGACUUGUGCCUAGGUAAAUAAUAUCAGUAAAAUUUGUAGGAUUCUUUCUGGUAAUUGUCAUUGGAGGUCAAUCAAAAUCCUUUCGAAUACAAAUAUGCAAUUGGAGAUUACUUUCUGUAGAAUUAAAGCAAUCUUUAGUGGGAGAGGGGUCCGAAUCGAAUUUUGAAUUGGAACACUGAAAAAUGCAUUACUCUAAGUAUCAACUAGCUUUUAUGAUAGAAAACAAAUGGGAACAAAGGAAAAUUUUCCUUUUUUUGUAGGCCAAUUCCAAAACGUCUGUCGCCAUCUUGAUGAGCAAUUCUAAUUCACUGCAAAAAAGAUUAAAAUAAAAUAAAGAUAUAAAUAAUGACUCGAAACUCUUUUGCACAAGUCUAUAUGUCGAUGUAAAUGAAAUCGCCUAAGGGAUAGAAAUUUAAUAUUACCUUCUGAUGAAGAAGAAAUGUAUAAAAAAAAUAUAAAUUUCAAGAUCCAUGCGAACUCAUUAGUAAACCUAUAAAUUUGAAUCUUUCUGAUUAAUUUUGGUUUCAUUCAAAUGAACUGGAAUUCUCAAUACUUUCAUUGUGA